UGUGGGAGAGCGAGACCGACCCCCAAUCGAAAUUGGACUCACGCCGAUUCCGUUUUACCGUUUUGCCCACUUAGGGGCCCCCGCUCAGUUCACGUGUGACUAGCAAAAGUUAAAUUGAGCGACCAAAGAGAGACAGCGAGUGUGUUUACAAUAACAGAAGAAACAACACCGAACAACCAACAGUAUGGCAAAUCGGGACUUGCAACUGAAUUCUGGCAUGCGGUGCGCCAAAUAUAUGCUCAUCAUUGUGAGCUUUAUGUUUGCGCUGACGGCCAUCCUGCUAAUUAUGGUAGGAACUACGAUCCAAGCGAUCUUCGGUGAUUUUAGCAUUUUCAUCGAUGGACACUUUGCAUCGCCGCCGGCUCUGCUGAUUGCCAUUGGAUUCAUACUGAUUGCCGUUGCCACAUUGGGCGCCUACGGAGCUGUCAAGGAGAGUGUCAUGGUUAUCAACUUGUAUGGUGUCUGCUUGUUCCUGGUGUUCAUCCUGGAGGUUUCCGCGGCCAUUGCUGCCUUUGUGAUGCAGGCCCAGGUCAAGGACAUGCUGAUGCGUACCAUGUACCAGUCGUUGGCUGAGUACGAAUCCGACCUCUAUGUUGAGUCUGGCGUGGACUUUAUGCAAUCCGGGCUGCAAUGCUGCGGCGUGAACAAACCCGAGGACUGGAAGGACUACUACAGCCCCAACAGGAACGAAACCCUCGACUCUGACGAUGUGGUGGUGCCGAAUUCCUGCUGCGGCAGCCUGGCCGAGGACCUGAACGAUGCCAGCCAAGUGACCUGCCUGGACACCUUCGACUAUGGCUGCUUCCGCAAGAUGAACUUUAUCAUAUCGCAGAGUGCCCUGCUGAUUGCCACCGGUGCCACCACAGUUUCCUUUGUCCAGCUGCUGGGUGUGCUCUGCGCCUUCAUGCUGGCCAAGACGCUGCGACGCAACAAGUCGAUCCGCGAGGCACGACGCUGGCAGCUCCAGCAGAGUCUGGGCGUACUCAUCUCUGGCGGCAAGAUGGCUCCGCCACAGAACUCGGCGGCCGCCGGCUACCAGCAGUUGGGCAACGGCGAGCAGGGCAGCCACGAACCCUACACCUACACACCACAGAGUCCCAGCGUAAACUAGGAGCCCAGCCCCAACCCCAGCGAGCGAACUAUAUCUAAAUCUAAUCAAUUAAUUAUCCCCCGCACCACGUUGUCGAUGUAAAUCUUUUUUCAUUUGUUAACCAAAAAAAACCAAAGCCAAACGCAACGUUCACUUCAAUAAAGCGCCUGUGUUCUAG
This is a messenger RNA of Drosophila guanche, 1268 nucleotides long. Its product is annotated as tetraspanin-6. Gene Ontology annotation, cellular component: membrane. The transcript is spliced from 5 exons. The record is from RefSeq and is a predicted model, not a curated record. Bases 185 to 1111 code for a protein of 308 amino acids. Lineage: Eukaryota; Metazoa; Arthropoda; Insecta; Diptera; Drosophilidae.